Triticum dicoccoides is the source of this 2322-nucleotide messenger RNA. RefSeq names its product cysteine-rich receptor-like protein kinase 10. The record is from RefSeq and is a predicted model, not a curated record. Bases 25 to 2079 code for a protein of 684 amino acids. Gene Ontology annotation, biological process: protein phosphorylation. The transcript is spliced from 7 exons. Gene Ontology annotation, molecular function: protein kinase activity; ATP binding. NCBI's taxonomy places the organism in Eukaryota, Viridiplantae, Streptophyta, Magnoliopsida, Poales, Poaceae.
ACCACUGCACCGGCACCGCCGCCCAUGGCAACGGGCCACCGCGCCCUCGCCAAUCUCACUGCCGUGCUCCUCGCGCCCAUCUUCUUCGUGUGGCUGGCUGCCGCGCAACCACAGGUGUGCGGUGACAGCGGGAGCUACUCGGCGAACAGCACUUACCAGUCCAACCUCGGGCAGCUCUCCGUCAGCCUCCCCAAGAACGCAUCCGCGUCCCCAACGCUCUUCGCCACCGGCAGUGUGGGCUCCGUGCCGGACAUCGUCUACGCCCUCGCGCUCUGCCGCGGCGACACCAACGCCUCCGCCUGCGCGGCCUGCGUCACCACCGCCUUCCAGGACGCGCAGCAGCUCUGCGCCUUCAGCAAGGACGCGUCCGUCUUCUACGACCUCUGCCUCCUCCACUUCUCCAACCAGAACUUCCUGCCCGACACCGACGGGCGAGGCAACCAGUUCAUCUUCCAGACGGACGCGCGGAACGUGUCCGCGCCGGCGGUGGUGUUCGACAACGCCGUCGGCGUGCUCCUGAACGCCACCGCCGACUACGCGUCCUCGAACUCGUCCAAGCGGUUUGCCACGGGCGAGGAGAUGUUCGACAGAGGCGGAAUCCCCGCGAUCUACGCGCUGGUGCAGUGCACGCCGGACUUGGCGCCGGCCGCCUGCCGGAGUUGCCUCGGGGAUAUAAUUCAGAUGAUGCCCAGGUAUCUCAGCGGGGGGCAGAGCGGAAGGGCUUUUUGGAUCCGAUGCAACUACCGGUACGAGUUGUAUCCUUUCUUCUCAGGCAGCCCUCUUCUGCGGCUUCCGGUGCCGGCAUUUGCUGGAAUGCCGCCGUCACCAGUGGACAUUUCGCCGCCGUCACCGGUGGACAUUUCACCGCCGUCGAAUAAAAGAGGGCAGAAGGAAAGAUCAGCAGCAAAGAUCUCUGCAUCGGUGGCCUGUACCAUUGUCUUUGUAUUAAUACUUUCUGCUUCUGCUUUUAUUUGCUUCAAGAAAAGAAAACCUUCGAAGAAGCAGCCAGGACUGGCAUUUCAUAACGCUGCGAGAGGAAAAUGUAUGAUCUUUGAUUUACCUACACUGCAAGAGGCAACAGAGAACUUCUCCGAGGAGAAUAAGCUCGGAGAGGGCGGUUUUGGUACUGUGUACAAGGGAACACUUCCAGAUGAGCAAGAAGUGGCAGUGAAAAGGCUUUCACAGACUAGUAGAGAGGGACUGAAUCAGCUGCACAAUGAAGUGCAAGUUUUGGCUCAGCUCCAGCACAUAAAACUUGUCAGGUUACUGGGGUAUUGCUCACAUCAGAAUGAAGUGAUGCUUGUCUACGAGUUCGUAAAAAACGGGUGCCUCCACAACUUCCUGUUUGAUGAAAGGAAGGGAAGGAAAUUAAAUUGGAACCUGCGGUAUAAUAUCAUUGUUGGAAUCGCCAAGGGAAUAUUGUAUCUUCAUGAAGACUCGAGCAUAAGAAUCAUUCACCGGGAUUUGAAGUCUAACAACAUUUUGCUGGAUGAGAACAUGAAUCCAAAAAUCGCAGACUUCGGGUUGGCAAGGCUGUUAGGAGGAGGCCAUACUCAGACCAAGACAGCUAAUGUUGCUGGAACAUACGGUUAUAUGGCACCAGAGUAUGCAAUAUUUGGAAACGUGUCUCCCAAGAUUGAUAUUUUCAGCUUCGGUGUUUUAAUCCUCGAGAUUGUAACUAGGAGAAAGAAUAACAGUUCGGAUGAUUACAAUAACACAGUGAAUCUCCUAAGCGAUGUAUAUAACUGCUGGACUAAGGAUAUGACAUUGCAAAUAGUUGACAAAUCGCUCAAUGUAUACUCCAAAAGUGAAGUAUUGCGCUGCAUCCACAUCGGUCUUCUUUGCAUCCAAGAGGAUCCAGAUGACAGACCGAACAUAUCCUCAGUUGUACUCAUGCUAACCCGAGACAGAGUAAAACUACAGCCACCACGACAACCAGCAUUUUUCUUUGCGAGAGACUCCAGUUCAGUUUUCGAACAUGCCAGACAUGGCAAUUAUAUAUACGACAAAUCUGAUGUGAUUGUGGAGGAUAAUUUCUCAGUGAAUGAGGUCACUAAUACUGAUCCCUAUCCUAGAUAAGUCGAAACCUGAAGCUUUACAAGUAUGACUAGGACACACCGUUUUCUACGGUUUUAUUAAUUCUCAGUUGCAUGAAAAUUUGUAAAUGUCAAUCACUAGAGUUGCACAUGACGUUGAGUAUCGAUCCAAAGGCUUGAAGAUGUUUCAGAAAUAUUUAUGCAACUUAUCGUAGAUAAUAUGCUUUCUUUUGUACAUAAAGGUGGGUUGUCAUGGAGUUUGAUUAAGGAGGUCUAAACUGGUGUA